Molecule: messenger RNA, 351 nt
Organism: Trichogramma pretiosum
Lineage: Eukaryota; Metazoa; Arthropoda; Insecta; Hymenoptera; Trichogrammatidae
Product: NF-kappa-B inhibitor alpha-like
Exons: 1
Coding region: 1-351 (116 amino acids)
Molecular function (GO): protein binding
Source: RefSeq, a predicted model, not a curated record
AUGUUAUUCGAGAUCAGCACCGGCAAAUAUCAGCCGUUGCAGGUCGAUGCUCGGGACAAAUUAGGCCGCACACCGUUGCACGUGGCUCUAAGCUACGAGCGCGCACACUUGGCCAAAUAUUUGACGAUAAAAGGUGCCAACCUGAGUUUGUCCGAUGUUGAGGGAUCGACUCCUCUGCAUUUGAUUUGCCUGAGACCCAUCACCCGGAGAAACAACGAUAAAAAUUACUUGGUAAAGUUAUUUUUCAAGCUCAAAUACGACAAGCAUCAGCUCGUUUCGAUCAACGCGAAGAACAAGUUGGGUCGGACACCGCUACAUUUAGCUAUAAUUCGCGGCUACAAACCCUGGUAG